AUGUCCUUGCUGGGUUCCAGAAACAAACAUCUCCUCGCAGGCAUGAGUAAACGGACUAAACGCCAGCGAACGAGCCCAACAGCUGCUGGGGAGUCGGUGCCAAAGAAAACACGCAGCCACAAAGCUUCAAAACAGCUACUGUUAACUGCCUGUCCACUCCGGCCAACAAAAGUAAGUAAGACCCCGGAAUUAACUUCUGAAAGGACUGUGGCUGUUGAGGAGGGGUGCCUUAAAGCUUGUCUCCCCGGGGAGAAGUAUACGACGCCAUCUUCCCCCAGCGUCUCGGGAGAGGCAGCGAACGCCAGUUUUGGGAUAAGAUGCAGGAGAGUUUACUUUGAACCUCCAAUAAUCUCCUUUACUCAAACUCGGAAGAUCAAGCAUGCUAGUAAACCUGAAACCCCUUCCUGUAAACCUGAGUGCCCAGACAUGCAGCUUCUAGACCCGGCAUUUGAGUUGCAACUACGGGACUCCUUUGUGGAUUUAUCUCUGACAGACCAGGGGGUUGUAAUUUCAAAUCUAAAGGAGCUAGUGAAGGACUUUGAGAAGCUGCAAGGAAACUCAGGUGGUGCUCUGGUGCAGGCUCUUGAUCCAUCUUACCCUACAGAACCGGACUCUUUGCUGUCUAGCAAUUUCUCUAAAAUAAUACAGCAAGCCUGCCUGGGUCAAUUUGAACAAACUGAACAAAAGACAUUCUUGGACCAAGCAAAGUCAUUGGAAUGCAACUCUGCCUGUAGUUUUCCGCUGGCUAUCUGGAAAGAAACUCCCACGAACUCUGAUGUGCUGGAAGGUGAGGCAAUUAAUCAGACAUCCGUCUCUAAGGUCACUCACUCAGAUCAGCUGUGCCUAAUGGAUGUCGAAGAGCCAUCGGUGAUAUCCUCGCUGUUAACCCCUACACAGCCUUCCAACCAAGAGCUGAUUGUGCUCACAGGAGAGAUAGAGCCAAAUGUGAUUACAGAGUUUCCAGUGGAUGCUGACCACAGUGCAGGGCCAUCCUCCACUCCAGGCUGGCACUCAAAGAGGGAACACAGUGAUUUCCUGGACUUUAUCUCUUCUUUUGAUGUUAUCUGCCUGCAAGAAAGUUGGUGUGCUUAUAAACCGUUUGUUGAUGGGUAUGCCUCCUAUACAUUGCCGGCUUCAGAAAUCGAUAAGCAGGCUGCAGUAAAGGGUUCUCGUUUAUAUGCAGCGUUUAUAGAUUUUAAAGCAGCCUUUGAUUCUGUUCCAAGGGACAAGCUGUGGCGCCAACUGUACAGUACAUCAAUUGACCGUAGACUUUUAUUCCUCAUGAUGAAACUGUACGAAAAUUCUAGUAUGCAGCUCCGCAUUCUGUCGCCUGCCCCUCUCCCCCUGAAGCAUGAUGAGGCUGGGCCCUGGUGGUGGCUGGCAGCAGCAGCAAGUUUCAAGGAGGCUAUAGCGUGGCAGAAGGGAAGCGAGGGGGCUGGGCGGUGGCUGGCAGCAGUGGCGGUGACAGUCCAAGCACCCCCUCUAUGUGUGCGCUGGAAGAGUUAUUUCCAGGACUGGGUGCUGAUGAUGCUCUCUGCUCAGACCUCUGUGGGACGCGUGUUGGUAAUACUGGUGUUCCUGUUUAGUAUUGGAUCACUCAUCAUUUAUUUCAUCAACUGUUACAGUGCCAAACAAUUCUGCCUCUCCUUCCAAGACAGGACAAUUAACGUUGACCUCUUCUUCAAUAUAUUUUUCCUCUUUUAUUUCGGAUUGCGGUUCUUGGCAGCCAGUGACAAGUUGAAGUUUUGGGUUGAGCUUAAUUCCAUUGUGGACUUCUUUACCAUCACUCCUGUCUGUGUUUCCUUCUACUUGAAAAAGAACUGGCUUGGUUUGAGGUUCUUGAGAGCACUCAGGCUGUUGGAGCUUCCAAAAAUAUUACAGUUCCUCCAAAUCAUAAAGAGUGGUACUUCAAUCAAGCUGUCCAAACUUCUGGCUGUGUUUGUAAGCACUUGGCUCACUGCUGCAGGGUUUCUUCACUGGAUAGAGAAUUCUGGUGACCCCUGGGAAAGUCUGACCAACUACCAACAACUGAGUUACUUUGAGUGUUUAUACAUGGUUAUGGUAACCAUGUCUACAGUUGGAUAUGGAGAUAUUGUGGCCAAAACUACCUUAGGGCGUUGCUUCCUCCUUUUCUUUGUCAUUGGUGGACUGAUGCUGUUUGCAAAUUUUGUGCCUGAAAUAGCAGAUAUUGUUGGAAGCACUAAGAUCUACAAAGGCUCCUACAAGACAGUGAAAGGCAGAAAGUUUAUUGUUGUUUGCGGUGACAUCACUCUGAACAGUGUGACAGCUUUUCUAAGAGACUUCCUAUGCCAGGACCCAGGAGAGAUCACCACUGAGAUCCUCUUUCUGGGAGAAACUGCCCCCGAUCUGGAACUGGAAACUGUAUUCAGAUGCUAUUCUGCAUAUGCCACUUUCUUCCAAGGCUCAAUACUGAAAAACGAAGAUCUGAAGAGAGUUCGGAUAAAUGAUGCUGAUGCAUGUCUCAUCUUAGCUGACACAUGUUGUGCCACGCCCUACACUGAGGACACUGCUAACAUCAUGAGGGUGUUGUCCAUCAAGAAUCAAUAUGCCAAUGUCAGGGUUAUAAUACAGAUCAUCCAGUCUUCUAACAAGGUCUACCUGCCAAAACUCCCCAACUGGGGCUGGAAAAGAGGCGACUGUAUCAUCUGCUUUGCUGAACUCAAGCUUGGAUUGAUAGCACAAAGCUGCUUAGUGCCAGGCUUAACCACCCUGUUGACCAGGCUUUUUGUUCGGGAGAGCACUCAGACAACAAACCUUUUGCUUGGACACUGGCAUGAAAUACAAGGCAUGGACUAUAACGUGCUGACUGGCUUGCUCUCCAAUGAUUUCGUUGACAUGACCUUCAAAGAAGUUUGCCGAAUAUGCUUUGUGAAGCUGAAUCUCAUGCUGCUUGCUGUCCAGUUCAAAUACGGUUUUUAUGCCAACAGCAUCCUGAUCAAUCCACCUUCAACUGUUAAAAUCCAGUGCAACACGAUGGGCUUUUUCAUUGCCAGAACUUCAGCAGAAGUCAAAAGAGGUUCACCAAUCGUAGAAGGAAAAAAAAGUGAAGGCUUGCUAGACUCUACAGGAAUGUUCCAUUGGUGUGAAGCUGUGCCUUUUGAAAAGGUCCUCUUGACUAGAAAAAAGAAGUUCGGCCGUGUGCUGCGCAACCACAUUGUCGUCUGUGUUUUUGGAGAUGCCAGCUCAUCGCUGAUUGGUCUCCGUAACUUUGUGAUGCCUCUGCGUGCCAGUAACUUCACCUUUAAUGAAUUGAAGGAUGUUGUCUUUGUUGGAUCUCUUGAAUAUCUCCAGAGAGAAUGGGAAUUCAUCCAGAAUUUCCCCAAACUGUUUGUAUUGGAGGGCAGUGCCCUUUGCUGUGCAGAUUUGAAGGCUGUCAACAUCAAGCACUGUGCCAUGUGUGCUGUACUCUCAGCUUAUGCCAGAGAUGCUGGUGAUCAGACCUUAGUGGACACCAAAUCUAUCCUGGCUACCCUCAACAUACGUUCCUUGCAGUUUAAAUUCGGUACAUCAGCAGAAGUAGCUUCCAAUGCACAAUUCUUUGAGCAGAACAUUAAGGAAAACACAGGUGACAUUCACAACCAGCAUUCCAUGCGUUUUUCCAGAGGAACAGUAUUCUCUGACAGCUUUCUGGAUUCUCUGUUGUGUACUGCCUACUAUAAUCAUCAUGUGUUGGCUUUGCUCCAGACUCUGGUUACUGGUGGAACCACCCCACAACUGGAAGAAUAUCUGGCAGAGGAGACGUCACUGAGUGGCAGUUAUAACAACAUAAUACAAUUUGCUCCACGAAACAGGUGCAAGCUUGCACUAUUACCAAUAGCAGAUGAUCCAGAUUUAUUAGAUGGAAUCCUGAUCUUUUUUGGAGAUGUCUACUGCAAAGCACUUGACAUGCUUGGGAUCAUUUGCUUUGGUCUUUAUCGCAUAGAAGAGGAGGAAAAUAAUCCAGUUGAAAAUAGGAAAUUGUGCAAAAUGCUGCUCAGUUUCUUGUUUGUGAUUUCCCGGCCAUCCAACAAUUUGGAGAUCUUUGCUUCUGAUCUAGUCUUUUGCCUUGUUCCAUCGAACACUUCAGCAACUGACCUGACUGAUGUGAUUGAAAAUAUUAUACCAAAGCAACGGAGACAAGGCUUGAGUAAUACAAAAGCAAAAGUAUUUGGUUAA
Heteronotia binoei (common prickly gecko) is the source of this 4176-nucleotide messenger RNA. RefSeq names its product potassium calcium-activated channel subfamily U member 1 (gene KCNU1). The transcript is spliced from 29 exons. Gene Ontology annotation, biological process: reproductive process; transmembrane transport; potassium ion transport. NCBI's taxonomy places the organism in Eukaryota, Metazoa, Chordata, Lepidosauria, Squamata, Gekkonidae. Gene Ontology annotation, cellular component: membrane. Gene Ontology annotation, molecular function: monoatomic ion channel activity. The coding region runs from base 1 to 4176 and encodes 1391 amino acids. The record is from RefSeq and is a predicted model, not a curated record.